GUCAAACAUUGUUUGGAAGGAAGAUGUCACUUCAGCAUUGGCGAUAAAUGCGGAAUAACUGUUUUCUGAACUUCACAGACAAACAAGAAUUGUUGUUAGGAGCUAACUAUAUAUAUAUAUACAUAUUAACUGUUAAAAUGGAGAAUGGGUUUCAUGAUACUUCAACUGGAAAGACAGAAUGCAGUCAGAGCAAGAAGUUAUUUACUCCAGGCCCUCUAAGUGUCAGCCUCACGACUAAAGAAGCCAUGCUUCAAGAUCUAGGCUCCAGAGACCAGACAUUUAUUAACAUCAUCCAAUCAGUUCGAGAAAGUUUACUUCAAAUUGCUGGAGUUUCAAAAGAAACCUAUACUUGCGUUCUCAUGCAAGGAAGUGGUACUUUCAGCGUAGAGGCCGCUCUUACAUCUAGUAUUCCUCGAGAAAACCCUCGAGUUUUGUUACUAGUGAAUGGCGCGUACGGUAUGCGCAUGGCGAAGGCAGUCAAAGUUAUCGGGAUUCCCGAGACUGGUUUGGAAGUGAUGACUUUUCCCGAGGAUGAGAAAGUAGAUCCGGCCCGGGUAGAGGAGAGAUUAAAGGAUGAUAGAGGAUGGACGAACGUUGGAAUCGUUCAUAGCGAAACAACAUCAGGUGUCAUCAAUCCUAUCAAUGAUGUAGGCAAGGUCGUGAAAAAGUAUUGCCCAGAUGCAUCUUACAUCGUCGAUGCCAUGAGCAGUUUCGGGGCGAUUCCUAUCGAAUUUGAAUCUUCUGGUAUUGACUUCUUGAUCAGUUCUGCCAACAAGUGUCUAGAGGGUGUUCCAGGUUUUGGAUAUACUAUCGCUAAAAUCGAUAAGCUGGAGAAGUGUCAAGGUAACUCUCGUAGUCUAAGCUUAGAUCUGUAUGACCAGUGGCAAGGUUUAGAGAAGAACAGUCAGUUUCGAUUCACCCCUCCUACCCACACCAUCUUAGCUUUUCAUCAGGCACUCAAAGAAUUUCAAGCCGAAGGUGGGGUUAUGGCAAGAUCAAAACGGUACAAGGAGAAUCGUCAAAUCUUACGAGAAGGGAUGAAAAAGUUUGGAUUUCAAGAGUUUUUAGAUGAUACCCACGAUGGUUAUAUCAUAACAUCAUUCUACUACCCAAACCAUCCAAACUUUGAUUUCACCCAGAUGUAUCAACGGCUAAGCAAAUUGGGUUUGGUAAUCUACCCUGGUAAGGUGACAAAAGCAAAGUGUUUUCGUAUCGGAAACGUCGGCCAUCUAUUUCCUGAUGAUAUGCGCCUCUUACUGUCUGGUAUCCGCCAAGUAUUCAACGACAUGGAAAUCCCACUUCCACUCAUUUAAUAAUAAAAAAAUAUUUACAUACAUGUAUAUAAUGAAAGUAGAGGUAUAGUUUUAUUUGUAAACAUUUCUUUGUCAAUUUUCGUUGUUUACAAAUGAUUGCAAUCGAUUUAUGAUUUUUUUUAUUCAAUUCCACUGUGUGGAAAUUGUAUAUAUUAAUAUGUUUCAGAUGUACCUACGGGGGGCAGACUGCCCCCCUGACGAGUCACAACCCGGCAUGCAAGGGACGUAUCCCUGCCCC
Messenger RNA from Lytechinus variegatus (green sea urchin), 1551 nucleotides. Its product is annotated as 2-aminoethylphosphonate--pyruvate transaminase-like. Bases 48 to 1313 code for a protein of 421 amino acids. Gene Ontology annotation, biological process: organic phosphonate catabolic process. The transcript is spliced from 8 exons. Lineage: Eukaryota; Metazoa; Echinodermata; Echinoidea; Temnopleuroida; Toxopneustidae. The record is from RefSeq and is a predicted model, not a curated record. Gene Ontology annotation, molecular function: 2-aminoethylphosphonate:pyruvate transaminase activity.